This is a messenger RNA of Humulus lupulus (European hop), 2961 nucleotides long. Its product is annotated as putative inactive cadmium/zinc-transporting ATPase HMA3. The record is from RefSeq and is a predicted model, not a curated record. Lineage: Eukaryota; Viridiplantae; Streptophyta; Magnoliopsida; Rosales; Cannabaceae. Gene Ontology annotation, biological process: monoatomic cation transport. Bases 124 to 2961 code for a protein of 945 amino acids. Gene Ontology annotation, cellular component: membrane. Gene Ontology annotation, molecular function: zinc ion transmembrane transporter activity; ATP hydrolysis activity; cadmium ion transmembrane transporter activity. The transcript is spliced from 9 exons.
ACGAAAGUCAACUCUUAUUAGAAAUACAAUCGUAGCAGCAUAGCAUAAGUGGUCAACAAGUUUUUGAAACAUUUAUAAACUUGAUCCAUAUGUUAGUGUUUUUCAUAAUCAGAGAAAUUAAAGAUGAGUGAUGAAGAUGAUAGUAGUAUGAUGAUAAAGAAAAGCUACUUUGAAGUGUUGGGACUUUGCUGUGCAUCAGAAAUUUCACUGAUUGAGAAAAUUGUUGAGCCUCUUAAUGGAGUCAAACACAUUUCUGUCAUCGUCCCAACCAAAACACUCAUUGUUUUCCAUGAUUCCCUUCUCCUUUCCGAUUCUCAGAUUGUCGAAGCCUUGAACAAGGCAAGGUUGGAAGCUACUGUUAAACCGAAAGGAAAUGAAAAAUACUUAAAGAAGAAAUGGCCAGCCCCAUCGGUCAUGGCAUGUGGAUUAUUACUUGCUAUGUCGUUUUUGAAGUCUGUAUAUCAACCCUUGGAGUGGUUGGCCCUUGGCUCUGUUCUCAUUGGUGCUCCCUCCAUUAUUAUCAGAAGUUUUACGUCCAUUUGGAACCUCACACUUAAUAUAAACAUUCUUGUUCUAUUGGCAGUGGUAGGUACUCUUGCUUUACAAGAUUAUUGGGAAGCUGGAACAAUUGUCUUUCUGUUCUCCAUUGCUCAGUGGCUUGAAUCAAAAGCCAGUCACGAGGCUAUGGCUGCCAUGGAAGUUUUAACAAGCAUGGCUCCUCAGAAAGCUACAAUAGCUAAAGCAGGAGAGCAAGUUGACGUCAAUGCCGUUAAGUUGAACACUAUCCUAGCAGUCAAGGCUGGUGAGGCAAUUCCAAUUGAUGGAAUCGUUGUUGAAGGAAAAUGUGAAGUUGAUGAGAAAUUGAUGACUGGUGAGUCCUUUCCAGUUACCAAAGAACUGGAUUCUACUGUUUGGGCAGGCACCAUAAAUCUAAACGGCUAUGUUAGUGUGAAAACUACUGCCUUGGCCAAAGACUCUGUGGUGGCAAGAAUGACGAAGCUUGUCGAAGAGGCACUUAAAAAAAAGUCACGAGCAGAAAGAUUUAUAGACGAGUGUGCAAAGUACUAUAUUCCAAUUGUUAUGAUAAUAUCAGCCGGUUUUGCUGUUGUUCCAGCUGCACUAAGAGUCCCAGAUUUAGAGUACUGGUUUCACUUGGCUCUGGUUGUUCUUGUAAGUACAUGUCCAUGUGCACUUGUCAUCUCCACACCUGUGACAAUUUUCUGUGCACUUUCAAAAGCCGCCACGACUGGACUUCUAAUCAAAGGUGGAGAUUAUCUUGAACUUCUUGCAAAGAUCAACACAGUAGCUUUCGAUAAAACUGGGACACUAACAAGGGGUGAGUUUAUGGUGAUCGAUUUUCAGUCUAUAAGUGAUGAAAUCAGCCUCAAUACAUUGCUUUGUUGGGUUUCUAGCAUUGAGAGUAAAUCAAGUCACCCAAUGGCAGCUGCACUAGUUGGUUAUGGAAGUUUACACUCCAUAGAAUCAAAACCCGAAAAUGUGGACAACUUUCAAACCUUUCCAGGGGAAGGAGUCUUUGGGAAAAUUGACGGAAAAGAUAUCUACAUAGGAAACUGGAGAAUUGGUCUAAGAGCUGGUUGCCAAAGAACUUCAUUGGAUGCUAUCCAACAAACAAGUGGAAAAACAAAUGGCUACAUAUUCUGUGGAGCAACUCUGGUUGGAAGAUUUGGUCUCUCCGAUACAUGUCGAUCUGGGGCCGCAGAGGCCAUUGAAGAGCUGAAGGAACUAGGCAUUAGACCUGUCAUGCUUACAGGGGAUAGUAAUGCAGCAGCCAUGCUUGCAUGGGAUCAGUUGGACCGGUCUCUAGACAUCAUCCAUGCUGAACUUCUGCCUGAGGAGAAAGCAAAAUUCAUCCAAGAGUUUAAAAAGGAUGGGCCUACAGCAAUGAUAGGAGAUGGAAUAAACGAUGCUCUUGCACUGGCUAUGGCUGAUAUUGGCAUAUCUAUGGGAAUUUCUGGUUCAACAUUAGCUAUGGAGACAGGAGAUAUAGUUCUCAUGUCAAAUGACAUCCGGAAGAUUCCAAUUGCCAUUCGUCUUGCAAAAAGAACCUUCAGAAAGCUGAUUGAGAAUGUCCUUAUCUCCAUUACUACCAAAAGUAUUAUACUAGUAUUAGCAUUUGCAGGCUAUCCUCUUGUUUGGGCAGCUGUUCUAACUGAUGUUGGGACAUGCUUAGUUGUAAUUCUUAAUAGUAUGCUACUUCUGAAAGACACCCCAAACCGUGAUGGAGGCCUUACCAGGUCUGAGUAUGGGACUUUCUCUUCGCUGUCAUGUAAAAACAAUGAAAGGGAAAGUCGCUUGAAGAAUAAUAGAGGAUAUGGGCUCCUAGAGACAAAGGAUUGUAACAGCGAAUGCUGCAACAAAACCACACUUGAGGUGAAAACCUUAGACCCGAUUUGCAGGCAAGGUGAAAGCAGCAAACAGGUUUGCAGAGCAAAGAAAUGCACUGAUAAAAGUAGUGACAAGGUCAUAAACGUUGGAAGCUCAAACAAGUCAUAUUCGGAACAAAAUACUUGCCAGAAAAAUGACAGUCAAUGCUGCUCUAAGUCUGAUAUACAAAUUUGCUGCAAGGAAAAGGAUACGGUUAGAAUGAUAAACAGAAGUUCACAAUGUUGCCAGAAAACUGAUGGGGCUCCUGAUGAGUUGAACUAUUGUGAAGCCAUUGAUAUUGCAUGGGGUACUAACUUUGUGGAAGCGAAAGUAACUGAUGCCUAUAAAAGAUCAAAGAAGAUGGAAACUGAUGAUUGCUGCAAGCAGAUGGAGAACCAAUGUUUUAGUAAACGUGACCAAUUUGGGACUGGUGUUGCAGCCAGCAUAUCAGAAAUUAAUCCGAAGAGUACAAAGAUUGGAGGGUGCUGUAAGCAAUCCAGGGAGCGGUGUUGUGUUAAAUAUGAACACGGGACUAGUUCUGGUGGUGGAAACUUGUUAGACAUUGUCAUUGAGUAG